CUCAUAAAAUGUGCUACUCAAUCACUAAUCUCGUAGUUGAUUUAAAUCCAAACCAUUCACGAACAGCUCGGUUUCAACUUUCCGGGCAAUCCAGAAACCCCAGCCCUUAGGCCCUAGUCAACACUCAACACUCCCCCGAAAGAAUAACAGAUCAUAGUUAGAACUAAACAGGGAGUUUGGAAAGGAUGCUCAAAAUUCGCAGCAACUUCAAUGGCGUCCAAUUUCUCAACUUCAUCCAUGGAUUCCCUCAUCUUCUACUCUACUCAACUUCAACAUCAUCUUCAUCUUCAUUCACAACAGAAGUCAACUCUGGUUUCACCAAUUACUUGGUUGAUUUUCUAGGGUUUUCCAAGCAACAAGCUCUUUCCACUUCCACUAAGCUCGCUCAAAGGCGCUUACGUCAAGGUAGGAAAAAGGGCAGUGAAUUCUAUUUCGUUGAAAAUGCCAAUUCUGUUAUUACAUUCUUCAAACAAAUUGGAUUGGAACAAUCUCAUAUUCGAAAUGUCGUAGUUUCUGAACCCCAAAUUUUGUUGUGUAAUGUUGAUAGAACCCUAAUUCCUAAGAUCCAAGCUUUUCAUAAUAUAGGGUUUUCUGGGUCUGAUUUUGGUGAGCUUAUAAGGGUGAAUCCUUUUACAUUUUUUCUGGGUUCACAUUCCCGUAUUGUUCCGGCAAUUCAAGCUUUGAGAGAAAUCAUUGGAUGUGAACACCUAGUGAUUAGAUUUCUGAAGAAAUCGCGUCGAUUGAGGCUUUCGUAUGUACCCAAAUUGUUGCAGCCUAAUGUAGCUUUGUUGCGGAGUUAUGGAAUUUCCAUUGAAUCAAUCCGGAAAUACCUACUUAGGGAUGUAUCCCCGUUUCUUCAGAAUGUCGAAUUUUUCGAGAAUGCAGUGAUUAAGGUUGAAGAGGAAUUGGGGAUUUCUCGAGAGUCUCCACAGUUCUAUGCCGGUCUCUAUUUAUUGACCCGUAAUAGUGAGAAGACUAUUGAGUCGAAACGAAAAGUGUUUAGAAGUUUUGGAUGGACUGAGUCUGAUAUUGCAACUCUUUCAUCAUCAAUUCCUUUUCUUUUGGCACUCUCUGAAGCUACCAUCAAGAAAAAGUUGGAUUUUCUUAUGAACGAGCUGGGUUACGAGCCUAGUUACUUGUUAAAGAGGUGUAACCUGUUGACUUGUAGCCUGGGGAAGAGGAUUUUGCCUAGACAUAAUACUCUCAUUGUAUUGAAGGAGAAAGGUUUUAUUAAGAUGGAUUACCUUCUUGAAUCUUCCCUUUCAAUGACCGAGUCUCGGUUCUUGAAGAAGUUUGUACUACCAUUUAAGGAAGUCCAUGGAGUUUAUUCCCAACACGCAGGUAUAAGUUUGGAGUUGCUGACCCUAGGAUCAUCGAAAACAGAUUCCAAUGCUGCUUGAUGCUUGGUAAGCCUGCAAUUUAGCAUGUAACAUUUAAUUUAUUGAUUUCAGUAAUUUCACCAAAAACACUCUAAUACAUCCUCCUAGCUGCUGAAAGAUCGAUGGAAUAACUUUGUUUUUUUCUUACUCAUCUAGGUGAUUCUUGGUAAUGUAUCGUGUUAAAAUUGCUAUGAUAGGAUUUAGAGCUUCAUCCUUAUGCUAUGGUUUCCUGAAUGUACCUGUACUUAACUUUUGGACCUCAGCUUUUUUUUUUGGUUAUAUUAACAUUGCUCUCUAAUGGCUGAAUUUCUGAAAGCUUGCUUUGUGAUUCAUAAUAUAUAUAUCAACUCAUGACACACAUUUCCCUCCAAAUUGUACAGGUUAUCAGAAUUAGAUUAGACAUAAACUCCCACACUCUAACUAGUCUUAUAUUCUCCAUUCAUUUUGUUUUUCAUUUUAUAUUUUUCUCUCUCAAACUAUUUUGUCAAUAGCUUUUCCUAUGGGAGACUUCUGUUACUUUAGUUAUCAGUAAUCCUUUUUCUUGUUGUUGUGUCAUUGUAUUGUGUAUGAAUCCAACAGACACAAAAGAUGAGGUUGUGUUGCAUGUGCUAAAACCCAAAAUUUCUUUAGCAUCUGAGAUUAACAACUCCUUUGAAGUCUGUGACUCUGUUAUUAGAGUUAACUCCUAAGGAGUCUAGUCUCCACCUAUAAAAAUUAAUAUGAAGUAAAUAUUAUGCACUCUUUUAAAAUGGUUGUCAUACAUAUUUUUUGAAUUUUGAAAUACGCAUCCAGUGCAUAUAGAUCUAGUUCUUUAUAUGUAAAGGUGGAUUCAUUAUUGAGAUUGUGUAAAUACUUGCAUACCUGCAAAUUUCAGAAAGAAAUAAAUAUGGGGGUCUAAGUAUAAGUGUACAACCUCGCCCUUGAGUCUUAAUCUUUUGUCCCACCAUUUUGUAUCACUAUAUUUUUUCAUGAACAAAAUUAUGGCCGUAUUUUCAUUUUACCAUAUGUAGAUAAUCAACCCAUGAAACAUUGUGAAUUAAUUUGACCAUUAAUGCACACCACAUAAAAGUUUUGUGAGCCUGGCAACCUAUCACUCUAUCUUUAGCAUUUAACUUAAACAAAAAGUUUAUUUUACAUUUGUCAGAAAGUUUUGUGUAGCAGCCAACGAACCAGCAAAGAGCUACUGGGUGCUCAAACUCAUGUAUGGAAUCAUAUUUUGUCUUAUCUAAGCCCCAUGGCAUUAAAAUGUGCAGCUAUGCUUCUUAGAUGCCAUUCGGAAGCAUUGCAAGCCUAUGACUCUUAGGGAGCUAGCUGUUUCAAUGUCUCUCCAUCCAUACAAGGCUCUUUCUCUAGGUCGAUUAACGUGCCUUCUUGUUUAUUCCAACUUUUUCUUAUGCAAAUAUUAUCGAGUAGUAAAGAAGCCUUUGAUCUUACCGUAAAUUCCCCAGUCUCAACUUUUAUUGAAGGAACACCCUCUCACGCUAGCUCCUUUCAUACUUAUUGUUCUUGUUCCAAUAUAUGUUGAAUCGAACAUAAUUUCUCUAAUUGGUUUCAAAAUCAAGAUGAUACUCCUAUUCUUGUUGCUAAUAGAAAGACUAUAGGAAUAUACCUCUUGUGUUCUCGAGUUUAACAAGAUUUUCUACGCUGCUAUGGCAAGUGAUACUCAAUAUGUUAUGAGUUUGUUGAUGUCUAACAACGAGUUCAAGGGCCUAUUGGAAGGUUUGAGUCAUUAGUUGAUGUUGGUGGCUGUAGUGGAACCAUGGCUAUGGCCAUCACUCAGCUCUUCUCUGAGUUAAGGUGUGUUGUGCUUGGUCUCCCAUAUGUGGUUCAGGGAUUACUAGGGUUUGCAAGAACUUAAUAUAUAUUGGAGGUGAUAUGCUUGAGGCUGUUCCUCCUGCUCAAGCCGUCUUACUCAAGGUAAAAUCUCUAGUUUGUUGAUUUCUAACAAUGAGUUCAAAGGCUUAUUGGAGGGGUUGCGUCAUUAGUUGAUGUUGAUGGCGGCAGUGGAACCAUGGUCCAAGGCUAUGGCCAUUGCUCAGCUCUUCCCUGAGUUAAGGUAUGUUGUGCUUAGUCUCCCACAUGUGGUUCAGGAAUUAAUAGGGUUUGGCAAGAACUUAAUAUAUGUUGGAGAAGAUCUGUUUGAGGCUGUUCCUCCUGCUCAAAAUGUAUUACUCAAGGUAAAAUCACUAAUUGUCAUUUAGUUUUCCUUUCCUUGUUAGAUAACUCCGAAGUUCUUCUGUAUAUAAAUAAUAGGUUAUAUAAGUUGGUUUUGUACUCAACUUCAUCCUAUAUGAUCUUAUGUUUUGUAUGUUAUAGUAUAAUUUUCUAACCUUAACUGAUGUGUUAUACUCUUGUUUUAGAAUAUUUAUAUUAGUUUCAUCGACACACCUAUUACUGCAUAAGUUUAACCAUAAUUAUAUGUUAUUGUAACUUUUGUAAGAUUACGGUGAGACCAAUUAACAACAUAUAGUGUAUUGCACAAUAAUAUUUGAUUUUUAUAUAGUAAUUGUAAGAGUAAGACAACGUUAUACUUUGAGAAAAAUAAACAUUAUUGGAGUUAUAGUAUGAAUAGAAAAGUCCAAUUGCUGCAAGUUUUCUGUAAUUAUGCGUUGUAGUUUCUGUUCAACCUAUUUCUACAUAGUACUCCGUGUUAAGAUCACCACAAUUUAAAAAAGGAAAACAAAUAUAAGCUUUAGAAUUUCCUAGCAAUACGUGAAUGAUUUCCUACGAAAUGUGAAGGAGAAUAGUUUUCUAAAUUUAAAAAGUCAUAUUUAGAAAUAUAGGAUCUAUAUAAACUUAAGUUAUGAUUUGUUAUAUUCAUCCUAAAUCCCAAAAACAAAAGAAAACAUAAAGUAGAGAGAGAAGCUUUAAGAGAAUUUUUUAGAGAAAAUUCUCAGGUGUGAUUGAGGUGCAUAUGGUUGUGAGUUAUAAUAAGUGUUGUAAAUACUUGUGUAUCAUUUAUCUUUUUCAAUAAAUUUUGCAGCAUAAUUAGAGAUACAAAUAUUUGUUCAUUUAUUUGUAUUAUUCAUAUAUAUUAUUAUUCCCACUAAUCUGAUUCUAAAGGGAAUUUGCAUAGUAUUUCCUAACAACUGGUAU
Chenopodium quinoa (quinoa) is the source of this 4475-nucleotide messenger RNA. Its product is annotated as transcription termination factor MTERF9, chloroplastic-like. Gene Ontology annotation, cellular component: chloroplast. Gene Ontology annotation, molecular function: double-stranded DNA binding. The record is from RefSeq and is a predicted model, not a curated record. The transcript has a single exon. Bases 186 to 1400 code for a protein of 404 amino acids. Lineage: Eukaryota; Viridiplantae; Streptophyta; Magnoliopsida; Caryophyllales; Amaranthaceae. Gene Ontology annotation, biological process: regulation of DNA-templated transcription; chloroplast organization.